UUCGUGUGUCACCUAGCUUUUGGCCACCAUGAAGCUCUGCCUCCUCCUCCUCGUCGCGCCUCUGGUGUCUGGUUCUGUCACAUUGAUUGAGGACGACUUGGUUCCUAUCGGUGCAUCCAUAUCUCUACCCCGGUCUACGAGGCCAAUUCUCUCUCGCCUAUCGUAUUCCCACAAAGAAAAGGACAAUUGGGGUAAUGCAUUAGAAAAGGAUCGAAAGAAAAUUACAAUUCGGUCUUCGAAGAAUGACCAUGACGAUAUCAGCGAUGACUUCCUGUGGGCAAUGAAGAAGGCGAACCAUGGAGGCCUUGUCCACUUGGAAAAGGGGAAGAAAUACGUGAUUGGGAAGAAGUUAGACUUGACAUUUUUGAAGGAUGUGUACGUGAAGCUAGAUGGAGAGCUGAAGUUCACAAACGACAUUAAGUACUGGCAAGCCAACAACUUCUACUAUGACUUCCAGAAGAGCAUCACCUUCUGGGUUUGGGGCGGAAAAGAUAUUAAAAUCUACGGUUCCGGCGUCAUCAACGGUAAUGGUCAGGCAUGGUGGGACGGCUUUUCUGGCGCUGAGAUUCUCGACCCGAAUAACAAAUACUACCGCCCCAUCCUCUUUCUUACUGACAAUGCUACAAAUGUCGAGGUCACUGGUCUUCAUUUGAAAGAUUCGCCUUGCUGGACAACAUUCAUGGUCCGCACAAAGAACGUAGUUUUUGACAACAUCUACAUCGAUGCAGUCUCAACCAAUGCUUCAUCCCUCCCCAAAAAUACCGACGGAUUUGACUCUCUCAAUGUCGACGGGCUAACGGUAACGAACACACGCGUCAAUGUCGGAGACGACUGUUUUAGCCCGAAACCCAACACGACCAACAUCCUCGUCCGCAAUCUUUGGUGCAAUGGUACUCACGGUGUCAGCAUGGGUAGUAUCGGCCAGUAUGCCGGUGUCAAAGACUACAUCUCCAACGCCUGGAUCGAAAACGUGACGUUACUCAACGGCCAAAACGGCGCCAGGCUGAAAGCCUGGGCAGGGCCAUCCGUCGGAUAUGGGUACAUCGACAACAUCACAUAUAAAGACAUCCACAUCGAGAAUACGGACAAUCCAGUGGUUCUUGACCAGUGCUACUUUAAUAUAAACGAGACAACGUGCGCGGCGUAUCCUUCCAAGGUGAACAUCACCAACGUCAAUUUCCUAAACAUCUAUGGCACGAGCAGUGGAAAAGAAGGCCGAGUCGUCGCGGACUUGACGUGUUCUCCCGGGGCAACAUGCAGUGGCAUUCACCUCGAGAAUAUCAACAUCACAAGUCCUGCUGGAUCUCCGCCUGAGAUUGUAUGUGACAAUAUUCAAGGAGAUAUUGGGGUUGAGUGUAUUCCGGCCAGCGAAGCAUGA
Messenger RNA from Lindgomyces ingoldianus, 1378 nucleotides. RefSeq names its product glycoside hydrolase family 28 protein. Bases 29 to 1378 code for a protein of 449 amino acids. Gene Ontology annotation, biological process: carbohydrate metabolic process. Lineage: Eukaryota; Fungi; Ascomycota; Dothideomycetes; Pleosporales; Lindgomycetaceae. Gene Ontology annotation, molecular function: polygalacturonase activity. The transcript has 4 exons. The record is from RefSeq and is a predicted model, not a curated record.